Messenger RNA from Mucor velutinosus, 1533 nucleotides. RefSeq lists its product as uncharacterized. Gene Ontology annotation, biological process: transmembrane transport. The record is from RefSeq and is a predicted model, not a curated record. The transcript is spliced from 3 exons. Gene Ontology annotation, cellular component: membrane. Gene Ontology annotation, molecular function: transmembrane transporter activity. Lineage: Eukaryota; Fungi; Mucoromycota; Mucoromycetes; Mucorales; Mucoraceae. Bases 1 to 1533 code for a protein of 510 amino acids.
AUGUCGAAAACUAUGAUCAAGGAAAUUGUACCUACCAACGAGAGUUUCAAGCAAAAGCCUGACAUUGUUCAAGCUGAAUUUGUUGAUUCUACUGAUCCCAGCUUUGAUUCUGAUCUCGAGAGAAAGAAGUCGUUUUCUCAAAAGCUCUCCUUAAUCUUUGCAAGUAUUGCAUUAGGUUCCGAUGGCUAUCAAGCUAAUAUUAUUGGUUCUGUGGAAGCCUGUCUCCAGAAAAUAUAUGGAGCAGGUGUGCUUGCAAAUGGUCUCUCUACUCGAGUAAGCAAUGCCAUGCUAAUCGGUGAUAUUGUUGGUCAAGUCGGCUUUGGUGUUCUCAUUGAUCGGUUAGGCAGAAAGUUUGGUAUCAUUUCGUGUACAAUGUUCGUUUGUUUGGGCAUUAUAUUGGCUACUGCUUCCAGUGGCGUGACCCCAACUGGUUUAAUUUGGAUGCUAAUCAUCGCCCGUGGUCUCACAGGUGUUGGUGUUGGUGGUGAAUAUCCUUGUUCAAGCGUAACCGCAGGUGAGGCUGCUGAAGAAUCCGGCCGUAGUCGUGGAAAGUGGUUGAUUCUUAGUGGCAAUUUCAUCAUCGAUGUUGGCUUUGUUGUGGCUACUAUUGUACCUGCCAUCUUACUAGCCAUCUGUGGUGAAGGAGGGCUUGAAGUCGUUUGGCGUCUCUCUCUUGGUCUCGGCUUGUUGUUACCUCUCAAUGUCCUGUACUUUCGCUUGAAAAUGCUAAAUUCCGAAAUGUAUACCAAGGAAGCACUUACCCGCAAGGUGCCCUAUGUAUUGAUUUUCAAGAAGUAUUGGCCCAAACUCUUGGUCACUGGUGGUAUUUGGUUUCUCUAUGAUUUUGUAUCAUAUUCAUUUGGCAUCUUUUCUGAUACCAUCUUAAGUGUUGCUGUACCUGGAAAUUCUUUAAUGCAAACCUUUCAAUGGAACAUCGUUUUGAAUGUCUUUUACCCAUUUGGUGCUGCAGCUGGUGCUUUAUUUAUUGAUCGUCUUGGUCCUAAAAAGCUGAUGGCUUCUGGUUUCUUUAUCCAGGCUGUGAUUGGUAUCAUUGUGGGUGCCUUGGCUCCUCAAAUCAUUUCAAAUGCCUUUCCUGUAUUUGUCAUUUUGUAUGGCUUCUUCUUAUUCUUUGGUGAAUUCGGUCCUGGCGACUGUACUAUUCUUGUAUCUGCUGAAAUGUAUCCUACCGCUAUUCGUGGUACUAUGUAUGGUCUUUCUGCUGCCCUUGGAAAAGCCGGUGCUGCCAUUGGUACUCAAGUAUUCAAGCCAAUUUUGGCUGCUCUAACAGAGACUACAGGCGAUUCUCUUAGAGCACAAGGUUAUCUGUUUAUCAUUGGGUCUUGCAUCGGUUUAUUGGGCUGUGCUUUGACUCUUUUGUUUAUUCCCAAUACAUCAAAGAGUUCCAAAGAGCUGGAUGACGAGUUUCGUCAACUACUCCAAGACAAUGGUUAUGAUGUCAAUCAGUUGGGUUAUGGCCAUCAAAUUGAAAGCAUAAUGGAGACUGCAGAGCCCAAGCAACAGCAACAAAACUAA